CCUCUUCUACUUGGUCUUUCUACAUGUUCUGUUCUUUAGAGAUUUAGAGGCCUCUUCAUCGGUACUUCAUCUUCCAUCAUAGCAGAUCAACAUCCUCAGAUCGGAUUUUAGCGGCACAAUAUGUAUUCAGUGCUCUGAUGACUUAUGUUACCAUAUAUGCUUGUUUGUGUUGUGUGGCUCUCCCUUCACAUGCUUUCAUCCCAGCCAGCUAAUAUGUGCGGCUCUCCCUUCAUCUAUUAUUUUCCCAGCUAGAGCUAAUAGCAUUUCUGUCCUUCUUACAGCAAAGGCGCGAUGGACUCCUCCGAGAAGGCCAAAGGAAAGGAGAAGGUGGAGACCACGGAAGCGAGCGAAACCAUAAUUGCUGUUGGAGGGGAGGAUAACUCCAGGGCAGCAGGCGGCCUUUCCCCUGGCGAUAUCGGAGCAUAUGCAAGCCGAAUGGACGAAGCAACGGACGUUUGGGCCAAGAAAAUGCUGGAUAAAAUCGAUGUCGUCCUUCAGAGGGCACCUAGUUACACUGCAUCCAAAAGCAUCAGCACAGCUCCUGCAAGCACUGAGGACCGUGACAAGAAGCUUUACAAGCCAAGGGCGGUGGCCAUCGGGCCCCACCACAGGAAGGAGGAUAAUUAUUUCAGAAUCACAGAUGAACACAAACUGUGGUGUGUGAAAAAAGUGAUCGGCGAUAGUUACAAACAAGACCUCGGUAAAUUCCUCGGUAAGAUGAAGGAGAGGAAAGAAGAUGCUGUGAAGUUUUAUCGUGAGCGUUAUGGGACCGACAAUAACUCCGGCUUGGAUUGCCAAAGUUUUCUGGAGAUGCUAAUGCUUGAUAGCUGCUUCAUCUUGUUUGCGCUUUCAUUUCAUUAUGGUCAUGCCAAGGUACUCCCUAACCUGUCGGGCUUUACCACUGUACCAUGGGCCCGUCGUGAUAUAGUGCGGGCAUUGGACCUUGUCAAGAGUGACUUGCUGUUGCUCAGCAACCAAAUCCCUUUCUUUAUCCUUGAGGAUGUUUUCAAGAUGAAAAAUGAUAUUGACCCAACAAAAAAGAUGCAAAAUGGAGGCAAUGAAGGCAACGGAUCAAUCAGAGAAGAUGCUCUCAAUUUUUUUGAUAAUCUUGGUUUAGGAAGGAACAGUUCGAAAGGCACAGAAACAAAGGAGGUUGAUCAUCUGCUUGAUUUGUACCACAUGUAUUUGGAGCCACCGGAUCAUAGUUCAGACAAUUUGGAAGAUAUCGGUUUACUUAUCGAUCCACAUCGAUAUGUCCCCAGCGCAACAGAGCUUCGACGAAAGUCUGCGGUGAAUUUUAAGAAGAAAAAAAUUGUAACGCAAAGCGUACUCGACGUAACGACGUGCAAAUUUGGACAUAUCCAGAUGCCGGCAUUGCGCGUCGAGGACCAUACCAAUAUUCUCCUCCACAAUCUAGUCAGCUUUGAGGAGUCUUCUGGCACCACGGACUCGUACAUCACAGCCUACGUUGCAUUCAUGGAUUGCAUCGUGCAGAGAGAAGAAGACGUGGAGCUGCUUGAAAAUAGAGGGGUGUUGGAGCACAGAUUGACCAGCCCUGCAGAGGUGGUCGCCCUCUUCGGGCAAUUUCAUGACGUGAUCGAUCAUCAAAAGACGCCGGGUUACUUGGCUAAGGUAUACAAGGAGGUGAUUCGUUGUCGCCACAGCAAGUGGCGCAGAAUGUAUGCCGAUGCGAAGCAACGUUAUUGCUCCAGUGUAUGGCUGAGCAUCUCGUUUGUUGCCGGUAUCACUCUAUCAGUUGCCGCCCUCAUCCAGACCAUCUACACCAUCACCGGCUCCUAUAAAAAAUGAAUGGCACUGCUGCUAGCUAGGAGCAGCGUUUGAUGUUAUUCUGAAUAAAUCGUGCAUGUAUGUAAUCCAUCGCACUUUCCUGUGUUAUAUUGUAAGCUUUCCGAUGUCUCUCCCCUCGAUUUCAGGGAUCCUCCCUCCAUCGGGGGAGGCGAAGUAUUUUUCAUCUUCUUUUGGUGUAAUAAGUGUGGUGGUAGUUACUUGUCUGAAUUCUCCCCCUUAAGGUAAAUUAAGCUUCCAAGUGGAACUUCUUAAGCCAUGUA
Molecule: messenger RNA, 2069 nt
Organism: Phoenix dactylifera (date palm)
Lineage: Eukaryota; Viridiplantae; Streptophyta; Magnoliopsida; Arecales; Arecaceae
Source: RefSeq, a predicted model, not a curated record